Messenger RNA from Melanaphis sacchari, 1950 nucleotides. It is a transcript of the gene Npl4, whose product is annotated as nuclear protein localization protein 4 homolog. Lineage: Eukaryota; Metazoa; Arthropoda; Insecta; Hemiptera; Aphididae. Gene Ontology annotation, biological process: ubiquitin-dependent protein catabolic process. Gene Ontology annotation, cellular component: nucleus. The record is from RefSeq and is a predicted model, not a curated record. The transcript is spliced from 11 exons. The coding region runs from base 1 to 1893 and encodes 630 amino acids. Gene Ontology annotation, molecular function: ubiquitin binding; ubiquitin protein ligase binding.
AUGGCAGGACAAAUAGUAUUACGUGUAGAAUCUCCAGAUGGAACAAAAAGAGUACAAGUGUCACUUACAGAAUCAAGUUAUAAUUUAUUUGAAAAAGUGUACAAUGCAUUUUCUCUUACAAACUAUGGUUUUACAUUAUUUAAUGAUCGGAACCGUAAAAAUGAAAUUAAAUCAUCUAAAAGCGUAUACUUGAGCAGCUUAAAUCUGAAACAUGGAGAUAAAAUAUACUUAUGUCCAUUAGAUCCAGAUAAUAUAUGGGCAAUUCCUGGUCCGUCAAAUGCAGAUUCAGUUAAUGGAAGUCGUUCUUCAUCAGUUGUUUCUACACCAGGAUCUAGUACAUCACUGCCAUCAAAUGGAAAGAAAAGUUCAGGAUCAACAAGUCAAAUAGAAGAAGAUGAAGUGGAUAAACUAUUAUGGAAAUUAGAUGGAAAAAUUAAACGCCUCAAAGACAAAAAAUAUUGCCGUCAUGGUGAUAAUGGAUGUUGUGUCCAUUGUUCACCCUUAGAACCAUAUGAUGAGGAAUAUUUAAAAACACAAAAUAUGAAGCAUUUAUCUUUUCAUUCAUACUUAAGAAAAAUGACUGCAGGAGUUGCUAAAGGGAAAUUUUUAUUAUUAGAAAACAUAAGUUGUAAGAUAAAAGAAGGCUGUGCUGGACAUUUACCAUGGCCAAAAGGUAUAUGUUCAAAAUGUCAACCAUCAGCUAUUACAUUAAACAGACAGACCUAUAGGCAUGUUGACAAUGUUAUGUUUGAAAACUCAGAAUUAGUGGAACGUUUUUUGAACUAUUGGAGGAUUACAGGACAUCAACGUAUUGGAUUUUUGUAUGGACGAUAUGAAAUGCAUCCUGAUAUACCACUUGGUAUACGAGCUGUAGUUGCAGCAAUUUAUGAACCUCCUCAAGAAAGUUCAAGAGAUCAUAUUAAAUUAUUGCCUGAUGAAAAACAAGAUAUAGUUAAUGAAUUGGCCAGAUGCUUAGGUCUUACAUGUGUUGGUUGGAUUUUUACCGAUCUUUUGACUGAAGACAUGCAAAAUGGAACUGUAAAAUAUGUUAGAAACAUAAAAAGUCAUUUUCUAUCUGCUCAAGAAUGUAUAAUGGCUGGAUACUUUCAAAAUUUACAUCCAAAUCCUUGUCGUUAUGCAUCUAAUGGAUAUUUCGGUUCAAAAUUUGUUACUGUCUGUGUUACGGGAGACGAAAAAUGUCAAGUACACAUGGAAGGUUAUAGUGUGUCUAAUCAGUGUAUGGCUUUAGUUAAAGAUGAUUGUUUGGUACCAACCAAGGAUGUACCCGAAUUGGGGUUUGUUCGAGAAUCUUCGGACAAACAAUAUGUGCCUGACGUCUACUAUAAGGAGAAAGACAGUUAUGGCAAUGAGGUGUCAAAAUUAGCCCGUCCAUUACCUGUGGAGUAUUUGUUAUUAGAUGUACCAGCUUCAACACCCUUAAUUCCACUGAAUACGUUCACAUCAAUUAAAGACAUCACAAAAUUCCCUGUUGAGAACAGAUUAAUUGAUGGACAUAUUCAAGACUUUGAUUCAUUGUGCAAAUACCUAAGACAAUUCACUCCGUCACAAUUUUACGAGUCUAUUUCCGAUUUUCAUUUUCUAUUGUAUAUUGCUACAAUGGAUAUGCUACCCAUGAAAGAUUCAAUGGCUCCACUGUUAGAAGCAAUACGAUCUAAUGAUAAACAGGCAGUAGUUGAAUGGUCUAGAUCAGACGUAUGGGCAACACUCGAGCAAUUGAUCAGCAAUACUUCUGAUUCUGCUGUAUCGGGGCAUGUUGGAAACGGUUUUGCAUCUGUUCAGACAGAAUCGUGGACAUGCAUACAUUGCACCUUUAUGAAUAAUUCUGAUCGGCAAUCAUGCGAUAUAUGCAGAUUGCCAAGGGAUAUCAACUAAAUGUUGUAUAGAAAACAUGUAUCUCAUUCACAGUAAAUAUAAUUAUAUAUAUACAUA